Messenger RNA from Coccidioides immitis RS, 183 nucleotides. RefSeq lists its product as uncharacterized. The record is from RefSeq and is a predicted model, not a curated record. The coding region runs from base 1 to 183 and encodes 60 amino acids. NCBI's taxonomy places the organism in Eukaryota, Fungi, Ascomycota, Eurotiomycetes, Onygenales, Onygenaceae. The transcript is spliced from 3 exons.
AUGUAUAAGUUCUCCAGUUUCAUAGCAUCACCACGGGCCGGCAUUGGUUAUUCUUAUCAAGGGUGCCGUAAGACAGACAUCAAGGGACACUUUGCGCGAAAAACGGCAGCCCUGUCAAGGCACAUCGACAACGUAACAGUAUUACCUAGGGCAAGCAGGGGUAUCUGCGGCAGACCGUUUUGA